Molecule: messenger RNA, 762 nt
Organism: Scomber japonicus (chub mackerel)
Lineage: Eukaryota; Metazoa; Chordata; Actinopteri; Scombriformes; Scombridae
Product: Fc receptor-like protein 5
Exons: 4
Biological process (GO): cell surface receptor signaling pathway
Molecular function (GO): transmembrane signaling receptor activity
Source: RefSeq, a predicted model, not a curated record
AUGGCCAGUGUCCGUGCCCGCAGUGGUUGGCUGUGGCUGGUCAUGCUAGCCCCUUUCCUCGACCUCCUGCUCCUGCUGCUCCAUCUCCUCCUCUUCUUGCUCACCUUCGUCCGGCCGAGCCUUGCACAGGAAAGACACGGGACCCGAGUGCUCAUCUUCCCCUGCAGGUGUCACACCUCUCUGACUGUGAGUCCCAGCAGAUCUCAGAUGUUUGAAGGAGAGUUUGUCUCUCUGAGCUGUGAGGAGGACGACAGCUCUGCUGGAUGGAAGCUGAGGAGGAACACAACCAGAGGAACCAGGAAGGAGUGUGGAGACUGGGGAAGAUCAGCUGGUUCCUCCUGUAUCAUCGGUGACAUCAUCACACUGGACAGUGGAGUUUACUGGUGUGAGUCCAGAGAGGGAGCAACCAGUAACAGCAUCAACAUCACUGUCACUGGUGGACCAGUGAUCCUGCAGAGUCCUGUCCUCCCUGUGAUGGAGGGAGAUGAUGUCACUCUGCACUGUAAAACAAAGACCUCCAACCUCCCAGCUGGUUUCUAUAAAGAUGGCUCCCUCAUCUGGACUGAUCCUGCAGGUCACAUGACCAUCCACAAUGUUUCCAAGUCUGAUGAAGGUCUCUACAAGUGUCACAUCAGCAGUCAUGGAGAGUCUCCAUCCAGCUGGAUCUCUGUCACAGAAAAACCUACAACCACAGCCCCGCCCCUUGCAUCUGAAGCUCCGCCCCUUGUCUCAGCUCCCCCGCAGCUUGUGUUCACACUGAUC